Plodia interpunctella (Indianmeal moth) is the source of this 1601-nucleotide messenger RNA. RefSeq lists its product as uncharacterized. Lineage: Eukaryota; Metazoa; Arthropoda; Insecta; Lepidoptera; Pyralidae. Gene Ontology annotation, biological process: nucleobase-containing compound metabolic process. Gene Ontology annotation, cellular component: cytoplasm. Bases 147 to 1514 code for a protein of 455 amino acids. The record is from RefSeq and is a predicted model, not a curated record. Gene Ontology annotation, molecular function: nucleoside diphosphate kinase activity; AMP kinase activity; ATP binding. The transcript has 11 exons.
ACAAUAAAAAAAUUGCAACUGGCAUCCCCGUUUGCACCUGUUUUAAAAUCUUAGAUUGAGAGUAUUUUAUCUUAGAUAUACGUUAUAAUAAGUUACCAAUUAGUUUCUUGCUUUUACAACUAAUAAGUACUAUUAAUUAACUUAAAAUGACGGAAACUGAUGCUACUAUACGUCCUAUAUCGAUGCCGGAAAAAUUCCUAGCUUAUUUAGAUAGAUUGAGGCUAUACGUGUUGUUUAAGGAUUUGAUUGAAGACGUGAUCAUUAACCUGCCCACCGACCAUUUGAAAUAUAUGAAGACGUAUAUUCAUCGAAAUCUCCAAGUGCGUCGUCCUGUUGACCGCAUCUUACUGAUUAUCUCACCCGAUCUUAAAAUUGAUAAAAAGAAACUUGCUAAAGACUUGAUAAAAGCUAUCGGGCUGUUCGUUAUCACACGUCGAGUCGUGAUGGAUCGUUACGAAAAGCACGAUGACUACGUCCCCGGCUGCAUCUCUCCAGUGCUCAUGUCUGAAGUGACCAAGAGUUUGACCCUCAAGGAUCCUGUACCGAUGGCUGGAUGGCUCAUGUUUGACCAUCCUUGCACCGUCCGUGAAGCACGUUGUCUUCAACAAGACGGCGUCUUGCCGUCGGUGACGCUGGUCCUGACGCCCCCUCCGUCGCAAGCGCCCCCGACUGACAAACCGCACACACCUGCCAGGGGCUUCUUCGACCAGGACUUCGAAGGCCUAAAGUUCGCCUAUAAGGCUACGAUGAAGGAAGUUUUCAUCGACCCCUCUGACGACCCAGAGAAGAUAAUGCACAAGUGCUUCGACGCUGUGACGGCGUCGGUGGCUGGGCUGCAGGGUCCGGGACAGGGGCACGCUGUCGUUGGCGCCCCCGGCGUGUACCGCGUGCUGCUCAUCGGGCCCAAGGGUGCCGGCUGCCGUAGCCAGGCGGCCGCCCUCGCUAAGCAUUUCGGACUUGUUGACCUUCACUUCUUCACCCUGUAUAACGAAGCUCUGAACAAGCAGGACGAGAUUGGAGAGAAGCUGAGGAGCUACGGGUCCACGGUGCAGCUCAAGAUUGAGAUAGUCAAGCGGCGGCUGCUGCAGAAGGAUUGCAUAGACCACGGCUGGGUUUUGACUGGAUACCCCAAUAGUGGAUUGGAUUUUGAGAACUUGGACAAUAUAACUACUCCACCCAAUCGCGUCAUCUUCCUGAACGCAGACAUUGAGACCUGUAAGAGCCGCGUCCGGGCGCAGGGCUACGACUGGUGCACAGGACGACCCGCCCAGCCCGGCGACCCGCGGGCAUACAAACAUCCGAGGGACGCCGAGGAGAUACUGGAUUAUGAGUUGGACACGUAUUUCUCCGAGGCUCUGGCCGAGAUGCGCGCCGCGGCGGGCAUCACGGCUGUUGAGAUCAGCAGCAUGGACACGCCAGAGCGAGUCCAAGUCAAGAUUCAGGCUGCAGUGAUCUCAUCUCCUUCAUUUGAUAUCUCCGUUGGAGCCAAACUGCGCAACGUUAGAGUUGAUUAGAUAUCUCUGAUGCUUAGGAUCUCAAGUUUAUCUUAUUUACUAUUAUAGUUAUUAUUUAUUAUUUACAAAUAAAAGAUGGUAAUAGAU